AACCCUAGAACAGAGCUUCAAUCGACUGUUCUUGGUUGAUCGUCUAUAAUCAGUUGAAUCUUCGAGUAUAUCACAGAUUCUAUGUCGAAGACGCUGGUGCAGCCGGUAGGGCAGAAGAGGCUGACGAACGUAGCUGUCGUACGUUUGAAGAAACGUGGAAUUCGGUUUGAGAUCGCUUGCUACAAAAACAAGGUUCUCUCAUGGCGGUCCGGCGUAGAGAAGGACUUGGAUGAAGUGUUACAGUCACAAAUUGUUUACUCAAAUGUUUCGAAAGGAGUUCUUGCAAAAUCGAAAGAUUUGAUAGCUGUUUUUGGGACAGAUGAUCAAUCAAAAAUAUGUUUGGAGAUUUUGGAUAAAGGAGAACUGCAAGUUGCUGGGAAAGAAAGGGAAUCACAAUUGUCAAGUCAAUUUCGUGAUAUUGCAACUAUAGUUAUGCAGAAAACUAUCAAUCCCGAGACAAAUCGUCCCUAUACUAUCAGCAUGAUUGAACGUUUGAUGCACGAAAUUCAUUUUGCAGUCGACCCAAAUAGCAGCUCUAAGAAACAGGCUCUAGAAGUUAUUCGUGAACUUCAAAAAAAAUUCUCAAUUAAACGUUCGCCAAUGAGGUUGCGUUUGACUGUAGCCACACAACAUUUUCCGUCACUUGUUGAAAAGGUGAUUACUUGGACUGCCAACAUUGUGUCAAAAGAUGAAGCGGGAAGUCAACCAUCUAUGAUAUGUGAAAUUGAACCAGGGUUUUAUCGGGAAUGUGAUUCCUUUAUAAGGGAUUUGCAAGGCAGGCUAGAGAUUUUGGCAGUGUCUGUUCAUUUCGAAGGGGAUACACAAGUAGAAGACUACGAUGAACACGAGGAUACCAUAUCUUCGCUUCCACUGGAAACAACAGAACAACUAUCUGAGAAACUGCAAAAGCAGAGUGUAACCGAGACACCAACAGAAAGCAGCAGCAAAGUGGUUGUUGAUGAUGUUAAGCAGAAAAUCAAUUGUAGCACUUGUGAGGCCUUUGUGGGAGAUGGAAAGGAGUAUCGUGAACACUUUAAGAGCGAUUGGCACAAACAAAAUCUCAAGAGGAAGAUGAAACAACUCCCUCCCUUGACUUCCGAAGAAUGCUUAGCCAAUGUGGAUAUCGGGGACUCCAGGGCAGAUCUCAAAGACUACUCUUUUUGAGUACAACUGUUUCAAAUGUUUUAAAUUUUGGUAUUGAGACAUAUCUGCCUACUUUUUGCAUAAUUUUGUUUUCAAAAGUUUUCAUUAAUAGAACAAGUGUUUGCUACAAAACUGAAGACUUACAUUUACCUGGUGCUGCUAAGCAAUUGUUCUUCUUACAAUA
Molecule: messenger RNA, 1327 nt
Organism: Impatiens glandulifera
Lineage: Eukaryota; Viridiplantae; Streptophyta; Magnoliopsida; Ericales; Balsaminaceae
Product: ribosome maturation protein SBDS
Exons: 5
Coding region: 82-1164 (360 amino acids)
Biological process (GO): cytosolic ribosome assembly; ribosome biogenesis
Molecular function (GO): zinc ion binding; nucleic acid binding
Source: RefSeq, a predicted model, not a curated record